AUGCGCAAACAACGCGAAAGUAUGGCGACUACCAGUGAGACUUUAGAGUGUAAGGAAAAUACUUUAAGGAGAAGACACAGAGGCGAAGCUGAUGGUUUAGGAAAAAAAGCAGACAGCAGCAGCAGUGAAACAGCUGAACAAAAUGAGAAAUACGAUAAGAAAGAGAAGGUUCGGUUAGGAACUGGGACUUACUGGCUCACCAGGAUUGUGCUGUUACGGUCCAUCGCCUUCAUGUAUUGUGUUGCUUUUGCCGUGGCUUACAACCAGAACAAACAGUUGAUUGGGGAGAAGGGCCUCACACCUUGUAAAGACUAUCUCCGUAGUGUUAAACGCUAUGUAGGUGGUAAGAUCAACAUGGCUGCGCUCUCAUACACUCCCACUAUUUUGUGGUUCUUGGACUGGGAAAACAUGAAUGCCAACCUAGAUGGCAUUGCUCUGGCAGGAUUGGCGCUUUCUGUCUUUGUCCUCUUAUCAGGGAGGGCCAACAUGAUUAUCAUGAUAAUGCUGUGGGUCCUGUAUCACUCUAUAGUGAACGUUGGACAGCUGUGGUUUUCCUUUGGUUGGGAGAGCCAGCUACUUGAGACAGGAUUCCUUGGUAUUUUUCUGUGUCCAUUAUGGAGUCUUGCACAGAUUCACCAUCAAAGCCCACCUUCUCUCAUCUCCAUCUGGUCCUUCCGCUGGCUCAUAGUGCGAAUAAUGCUUGGGGCAGGAUUGAUCAAGAUCAGAGGAGAUCGCUGCUGGUGGGACCUGACCUGCAUGGACUAUCACUAUGAAACGCAGCCUGUUCCUAACCCAGUUUCAUACUAUUUGCACCAGUCUCCUUGGUGGUUUCAUCGUUUUGAGACCAUAAGUAAUCACUUUAUUGAGCUCAUCGUACCUUUUUUUACUUUCAUGGGCCGACGCAUGUGCAUGGUAAAUGGAGUUCUGCAAAUUUUCUUCCAGGUAGCUAUCAUCAUCAGUGGGAAUCUUAGUUUUCUGAACUGGCUAACUAUAGUACCCAGUUUAGCUUGUUUUGACGAUGCAGCAUUAUCAUCUCUGUUUUGGUCUGGUAAACGUACAGCCGUAAUGAAGAUGCAGAAUGAGGAGGCAACAGGACAGUCACUCACUAAAGGCAUGCUCAUUAGACGUGUGGUUAAUGUGGCAUUUGGAAUUUUAAUUGCAUAUCUGAGUGUUCCUGUGGUGAUAAACCUCCUAAGCCCUAGGCAGGUGAUGAACACGUCUUUUGACCCUCUCCGUAUUGUCAACACUUAUGGGGCUUUUGGCAGCAUUACUAAGGAGAGAACAGAGGUGGUGUUCCAGGGCACGCUGAAUGCUAAUCACUCUGAUGAGGGUGUUGUAUGGGAGGAAUAUGAGUUCUUGUGCAAACCUGGAGCUCUAGAGAGAAGACCUUGUUUCAUUUCCCCUUAUCACCACAGACUUGACUGGCUGAUGUGGUUUGCUGCCUUCCAAACAUAUGAGCAGAAUGAAUGGAUCAUUCAGAUAGCCGGCAGACUUUUAGCGAAUGACUCCACUGUGCUCUCAUUAAUGGACCACAAUCCAUUUCAGAGCAGAGGCAAACCUCGGUGGAUACGAGGAGAACACUUCAGAUACAAAUUCACUAAACUCGGCAGUGUUUCUGCAACCCAGGGGAAAUGGUGGGCCAGAAAGCGCAUUGGACCUUACUUUCCCCCAGUCAAUUUAGAAGGCCUUAGAAGGUACUUUCAAUCGAGAAAUUGGCCGCAACCAGAUAUGUCCUGAUGGGUUCACACCGAUAGCAGUUUGCACGGAAACUAGUGCAAAAACACCUUAAUAAAUUUAUGCAACUGUGUUGGCACAUGUGUUAAAAGAGUUUUAACAAACUCACUGUGCUUAGGGACAGAAAAUACAAAUUUAUUUGUUGUAAUAAUAUUAAAUGAUGUUAUGUAAUAAUUAUAAAAAUGCAUUUCAAAAUAAAUAAUGUUUAUGAUAAUGA
Molecule: messenger RNA, 1951 nt
Organism: Clarias gariepinus (North African catfish)
Lineage: Eukaryota; Metazoa; Chordata; Actinopteri; Siluriformes; Clariidae
Gene: lmf1
Product: lipase maturation factor 1
Exons: 11
Coding region: 1-1737 (578 amino acids)
Biological process (GO): protein maturation
Cellular component (GO): endoplasmic reticulum membrane
Source: RefSeq, a predicted model, not a curated record